AUAAUUGAGCUGCAAGGCCUCAUUGCCAAUGAAUCACAGUCUAUUCAAUCUAUUGUGCCAGAAACAGUGACCACCAAGUUUGUAUUUCCCCAUGUAAAGCACCUUGUAUUGGGUAAGUUGCCGAGAUUGAAAAGUUUCUUCUCUAGGACCCAAUGGCCAUCGUUGAAACAAAUGGAGGUUAUUGAAUGCCCCAAAGCACAGAUAUUUGGUGAGGUUGAAAUUCCAAACCAACAACCCUUGUUUUGCGUCAAUGAGGACACUUUCCCUGUCUUACAAGAAUUAACACUGAAGACAACUGAUAUGAUGAAGGGGAUAUGUGAUGGACAACUCUCAUUGCAGUGUUUCCCAAACCUCAAACUUCUUAACCUCCAAUUCUUUCCUGAGGCAUCCACUACUCUUCCAUAUUCCUUCAUUCGCUCACUACCAAAGCUUCAGAAGCUUGUUAUAAACAAUGCUUCCAUUUCUGAAAUAGUCCGGCCUAAAGGACUCAGCCACAAGGAAAGACAUACAUCAGCAUUCUCUCAGUUAAAGGAAUUAAGCUUGUCUGAACUUCCAGAGUUGACAUUAAAUACUUUGUUUGAAGGACGCAACCACAAAGAAAGACAUACAUCAGCAUUCUCUCAGUUAAAGGAAUUAAGCUUGUCUGAACUUCCAGAGUUGACAUUAAAGACUUUGUUUGAAGGACUCAUCAAUGAGGAAAGGCACACAUCGGCAUGCUAUCAGUUAGAGGCGUUAAGGUUGUCUCAACUUCCAGAGCUAACAUUAAAGACUUUAGAGCCAUUUUUGUUGUCUUUCAAAAAUCUAUUAAGUAUGGAAGUUUCAAGAUGCCAUGGAUCCAUCAGUCUAAUGGCAUGCUCGACAGCUAAGAGCCUGAUGCUACUAGAAAGAUUGAGCAUAGCUGAUUGUGAAUUGAUAGAAGAAAUCAUAUCAUGUGAAGGUGAAGACUUACAGGGCAGCAUUGUUUUCCCAAGCUGAAGGAGUUGCGACUGAGUCAUCUGCCAAGUAUAGCAAGCUUUUCAUUGGCGCAUCACUCGUUGGAGUUCCCAGUCUUGCAAAUGGUGAUAGUGACAGAGUGCCCAAAAAUGAAGAAUUUCUGUCAAGGAGAGUUAAGCACACCAAGGCUGGAACAAAUGCACUUAACAGGAGAUGAGGAUGGUGAACUGCAGUGGGAAGGCAACCUUAACACCACCAUAAAGCAUAUGUUCGAUCAAAUGGUACCAAUCAUUUUAAAGUGUUAUACUUUUGAAAACAUUGGUUUUACCUUUCUUUAUAAUUGUUUCUUUUGAUCACGCACGUACAGAAUGUGCAAAAUUCUCAAGCGGUCGAGGUUACUGAUCAAUUGCACCAAAUUGAAUAAGGAAAUAUGUUGGGGUGCAUGUGAGACAAGCUCAGUUUCAUUUCAAUUCAAACCAAACCGUAAUUUACUCGUCUA
Messenger RNA from Gossypium arboreum, 1432 nucleotides. RefSeq lists its product as uncharacterized. NCBI's taxonomy places the organism in Eukaryota, Viridiplantae, Streptophyta, Magnoliopsida, Malvales, Malvaceae. Bases 172 to 975 code for a protein of 267 amino acids. The transcript has 2 exons. The record is from RefSeq and is a predicted model, not a curated record.